UCAUCAUACACUAUAUUGAACCUGUGCGAGCGUGCGAAAAAUAAUACCAGGCGAGUUUGGUAUUGAGAAGGUCGUCUGCUAGUACCAGAUGUAACUCGAUUAUCGCGUGUGUAGCACGCGCAUAUUAAUAUUGCUGUCCGAAGCCCAAGUUCAGCGGGUAAUAGUACUAAAUAUCCCCUGCCCUGUUUGACUUUGAUCAGUGUGGAUCCUGAAGCGGAUAAUAAGGAUAUCAGGAAAUAGAAACGGAUAGCUACCAGGAGAUAUCGUAUGGAUAUUGCUGAAAAAGUGAAAACUUGUAUAGAAUUUCUUUGAGGAAGAGAGGACAACGUCGCGAUAAGGCGACUGGAAACCAACGUACUGACAAUCGCAUCUCCCUAGCAGACGACAUAACCAACAGACGACAGACUGCAUGCACAGACGGUCGACGAGGAGAAUAAGUCGAGGGAAAGACUGGGCAAAUAAUUAGGCGGGAAAUGAGACAUCAGCGUAACAUCUCCCAUUAGACAGCUCCACCCCGGGAUGAUAAUAAUACUAUCUACCGCUGUGACGUCAUAAUGCUCUGUUCACGCUGGUGAAGUCAAGCACCAAGGUCAACCUACUUUUGAAAAGACAAUUCUAAACAGACGAUAUCCUGUCAGACAAGACUGGGCCAGCUAAUUGCAACAAUCUGUGCUACCGGGUAUACUCAGACAUCGGCAUCACCCAUAUCCAGGGAGUUCAAAAUUGAAACGGUUAUUUUGCUUUAACCCUGACCCCGGAAACUUGGCGUUGAACGUCUCAUUACACUAUUAAUGGAACACUUUCUCCCUGUACUGGUAUAUGAGGUAUCAAUUACCACCAUCAUACGUUGUAGCAGUGAUUUAUGACCGGCGUUAGACUUCAAGAGCUGGUCAUUAAGGAAGUUCACUUUCGCCUAGCAGCGAGCAUUUCUAUCGUUGACCAAGCUGGUUACUGAACCUCGAAGAGGAAAUUCCUGCUUUGAACAAGGACUUUAAUUACCAAGUACUUGAGAUAAAUAUUUUCUGGUUUUGAAAUCAUAUAUUAGCCUUCUUGAUUGAAGUUGGGGGUAUUUUCUUCUUCUUCAGUGUUUUGGAGUAAACAUUCAUUAUGUCGACGCAGUUAGAUAAUCGAUUUGGAGGGCAUGCAGCGCCACCAACGGUGACCCGAGAAGAUAUCCGACAGAUUGAACUGUUCUUCUGCAGUCUCAAAAGCAAGGUCUAUGUGUGCCCCGCCCUUUGCAACUUGUACUUUGCUUCUUUGGAAGAAAUGGCGAAUCUUGGUGGCUGGGAGCUACAGACUACUGGCUUUCCAACGUUGAUCUUCGAUACAGGCGCACUUAGACGCACUCCCAGGCUGCAACUGUGCAUCGCUGAGAAAGGCACUGGUUUUGUCAAAUGGAAAGAGGACCUUGGUUUGAAAACCAUGUACAAAGCACCUGGUGACAAGUUCCAUACCAUCACACUUUCUUCGGAUUCGAGACGGAUCGCCGGAUUGAGUUUUGACGAUCAAAACGCGGCCGCGGAUCUCUUACGCACCGCUGAGUCUUGGUUGCAGGAAAAAUGUGCGAUGGAUCGUGAAAGUGCAGCCGAUGCCGAUAAGAAAAAGAAAAAGAAGAAAUCUAAAUCGGUAAAGGUCAUCCUACCGAGGAAAGAAACAAUAUCACUUCCGUGUCAAUUUGAACACAUUACCCGUAUUGAUUCAAAGAAUAUCAGCCGCAAACUCAACUCCGCACAAUCAAUGGAUGUGAACGACUCAGAAGAAGCCUACGAUCAACAUGCGCGGAUAGCCACGUACGGAAAAACGAAACAGACGUCUUGUGGCUAUGCAGAAAGCACGUCAACGGAAGAUUCUGGACUCGAUGAAAUAUUUACAGAACAAAUAUGAUUGUGACAAGCAGAAGUUAACCUUAAAGGAAGAAUUAAAGACAAUUUUGUAAUCGAAUGUAUAUAUGUAAAAAACGAUGUACAGAUUAUAUUUCAAAACAUAUAUGCAUUAAGCAUUUUUAUAAAAGAUUUGUUUUUCUGUCAUGUAACUUCGUACAGCAUGUCACGGCAGAUUUGGUACUGUCCUUUGAAGGGUGAUCGUCUCUUUAAAAUUAUGAAGGAAAGCAUUAAUUUAUGAUGUUAUGUCUAUGCCAGCGUGUUAUGAUAGGUAAAUUCGACAUAAACAGAAAAAGGUGAUGCUAUUUUAUUCGUAAUACCUCGGUCACAUUUGAUCAUUCUAACUCUUUUAUUUGUCCUUAUUUUUUCGUAUUACUUAUUUGAAAGAUCAUAGGGGAUAUUAGUGCUCCCUGUGGCACCACCCCUGCUUGCAAGUAGUCUGCUGUGCAAGCCCUUCACUCGCGUAAAGGGUCUGAAUUGCAGCCUACUCAUGCCUUGUGUACUGAGGUCCCCCCUCACAGCAAGUUUUGUAUGUGCUAGUCUUUGCGUGGAGACACACUUGUUGGUCAAAGUUUCAAUCAGGUCUGUGCCUGCAGACUAGCUUGCAAGUACUUACGCUCCGCCAUUAUCAACUUGUAGAUUAUUUUCUACCCCGACCAUUUUCGUUGGGCAAUGAAUAUAGGCCUGUAUGUAUGCAUUUAGGUUAUAUUUGCAGGGGGAGGAGUGUCUUUAUAAACGCGAUAAUGUGAGAGUCGUAUAGCUAAAUUACGAUGUCGUCAAAAUGAUUAAUGAUGUUAUGAUAACGCAUCGAAAUGGAAUUAAUUGUCUUUAUGCAAUGAGAGGAGAUCAUUAACGCACAAACUUAUUAAAAAUGAAUAGUAACGUUUAUUGCUGUAUCAGUAUGGUUGUGCUGGUGUAUAUUAUGAAGGAUGAUCAUUAAUAUAUCUUUAAAGAAUUUUAAUGGUAGGCUCAUUGUAUGGUAUAAUGAUAAACCUGAUGAAAUUCCAUCGAUAGGGCGGGAAAUCGAAUCGUCAGGACUGCAAAUCGCCAGACCUGUCAAUGUUGUAUUACGUGAUUAUAAUUUGAGCACCAUUGCAAUAGACACACUGGGUUUUUUCAACGUAAUGACAGAAUAUUGAAAUUGUGUAAUAAUUGACUCGUUUGCUUCGUUCGCUUAAGUUAUUAAAUGAACUAAUAAUGCAUCAU
Lytechinus variegatus (green sea urchin) is the source of this 3086-nucleotide messenger RNA. RefSeq lists its product as uncharacterized. Bases 1108 to 1884 code for a protein of 258 amino acids. Gene Ontology annotation, cellular component: nucleus. The transcript is spliced from 3 exons. Gene Ontology annotation, molecular function: RNA polymerase II cis-regulatory region sequence-specific DNA binding; DNA-binding transcription factor activity, RNA polymerase II-specific. The record is from RefSeq and is a predicted model, not a curated record. NCBI's taxonomy places the organism in Eukaryota, Metazoa, Echinodermata, Echinoidea, Temnopleuroida, Toxopneustidae. Gene Ontology annotation, biological process: regulation of transcription by RNA polymerase II.